Molecule: messenger RNA, 6901 nt
Organism: Chara braunii
Lineage: Eukaryota; Viridiplantae; Streptophyta; Charophyceae; Charales; Characeae
Source: the annotation of a GenBank genome assembly
ACAGACUAGAGAGACAGUACAAAGCAAAUAAAAUUCUUUAAAAAAAAAACCCGAAUUCCUGGCUCCGCACUGCGGUUCAAUGACAGCCAUUCUGGACGUGCAGACAGGCGAACCGCCGGUGUUCCCACUAGUGUGGAAAUUCCAGAUAGAGGAAAGGAUAGUGGAGAUCAGAAUCUCGACGCGUGCAUCUCCCAUCUGCUUCCGUUGCAGGGAAAGGGGGCACCUGGGAACAGACCAGAAGUGCCCCAAGUACCCGAAGCAAGCGAAGGAGCGGAAGCUCCUACCAAAUAUGUUGGUGGAAGUUGAAGAAGCUCCCGGAAUAUGGUACGUGGCGGACCCCGCGUACGACGGGUGGGUUUUUGACGACAAUUUGGAGGAGCCUGACUGGGUCUGGCAUUUUGGUGACCAGAAUCCAAGCAUUAAUAAACCCGAUUUCUUUCCACCCGCCGACAGCAGAUGGCAGAAGAAGGCAACUGGCAAAGUGCGCAGCAACCCUUCCAAAAUCAAUACAAAUCCGAUCACAGACUCGAGGGUGAUCAAGGAAGAGAAGGUAAGGGAGGACUUGAUGUGGGACUUGGAGACAAUCAGAGAACAAAUCGAAGAAGAAGUCUCAAAAAAUCCUGAUGAAUUUCGAAGAACUCUUAAUCAAGUCGAACAAUUGGAACUGCCGACUCACAAAAGGAAGGAUAAAAACCGGGCUGAGAACAAACGCACCAUGCAGGAGCAAACGGAACAGCGAGAGCAAGGAACAGGCGCCAAAAGAAGAAAAGCGGAUAUCACGGCCAGUGACUCAGACACAGGGAAAGGAAAGGCUGUAGAUGGCAGCAAAGGAAAAGCCGAAGGGAUGGAUCUAGACUCAAAGGGGGAGGAGGCGGGAGACGAAGCGGACGAAGGAACCAGUACACCGAAGUCGGAGUCGAACUUCGACGAGGAGAGAUCCCAACAGUCUCUUGCCUGGCUCCGUGACUAUGUGGAAAAAGCAAAGCGGGAAAGAKAACACGCGUUUGACGUCCGGGUAGCCUGCCUAAAACAUGCUGAUAGAUCCCAGAUCAAUGGCAAGAAAAGCUCAGUCGGUGGAAUCAGCAAGUCUGAAAACCAGUUUGAGAUGCUGAAGAAGGAAAAAGACGAAGAGUUCUCAGAAUUUGCAGCCUUCAGGUACGCGGAGAAGAAAAGAGCGAGAGAUCAGGGAACGGUUGAUCAGGACAAAACCAUCCCCACAAUCAGGGACAACUUCCAAGACCUUCGACCCAAGGCAAGGAAAACUGGUAAGAGCCAGAAGAAAAAGGACCUCAACAGUGACCGAAUGGAAGUUGAAGAGAAGUCUGAGCGGGCCCUAUUAGAGAAAGAAGUGGCAGUAGUGCUCUCACAGACUGAUAAACUUAAGAAGUGGAACAAAGAAUACACCCCGGACUUCACCUCCAUCGCACAGAUUACGCGUGGGGAGGCCCCAGUGGUGGUCGAAUCCGCCAAGUCAGCUCGCAGGACCCUAAGGGACAUUCGGCCCCUGGUCGUGGCCAGAUAUGCGAGGGAGGCGGCGGAGUGGCAGAUCGCAACCGACGUAGCCUUCAAAGUUCCCCACUUUGUAGGAGGGGAGAACGUGGUCAGGACACUCAAAAGCAAAGUGUCGCUCGAGGUGCCUCUAGGAUUUUUUGAGACAGCAGAUCCGGAUGAAGAAAUGGCAGUCUCUAACUCACAGCAAGGGCAGCAGGAUACAACGCGGAGUACCAAUGAUCAGAUUCGAUAUCAUCCGAGAGCCUUCUCUCCCUUCAUAGUCAAAUUGCCAGAAUCUUCACCUCUACUACCAGGUAUGCUUUGGAAACCAUGGAGGACGGUCAUGGAGGUUCCUUACAGCAUUCUGGCAGGCGCCGGGAUGUCAGCAGAACUGCUGGCCACAGCUCUGUCCAAACUGGUGACUGCGAAGCUAUUGGACGGCGAUGACGACCUGGAAAGUAGGACUUACGCGGUCGACGGUGAAAGGUUCUACGGGAGUGAGAAGUCGGAUGCUGGGUCAUGGAAGGCGGAAGAUGAAAAAGAUGACUUAGAUCUGCUGCACAAUCAGCUGUUAGAAGGGUCAGGGAACCAAGAAGACCCGAAGGGAGGAGAGGGAGUCAAUUGGGACUUCAUGGAGAACAGUAUGGAAAGAAUGGGAGUUGGACCCAACUUCAGAAAAUGGAUAAGAAUACUGUAUAGGGACGCAGUGGGUUCCGUCCAGGUGAACGGACUGCUAUCAGAAAGUUAUCCGAUCUCACGAUCAGUUCGUCAAGGGGAUUCCCUGGCCCUGAGGGGGAAGAGGGGGAAGCGGGCCGGCAAGCAGGGGGGUUGUACAGAGGAGGUCAGAUGGUCAGGGGAUGGACCUGGGCAAGAGGCGGGAGGACGGCAAGAGGGGGAAGCGGGCCGGCCGGGGGACGAGGUGGUGAUGGACUAUCAGCUGUGUUUUCAUGGCCAUUGUAUCUGGUAUCCAGACAACUACAGUUUUUCACUCAUUGAAGCUGAUGCCCCAGACACGGGUGAACCAUCAGUCCAUCCCGAUGUAUACCCACCACACGGCAGCCAAUGGCAAACAAAGGGGGCGAGGAAAAUCGAAGACAGGGAAGGAGGUUACCUAAAAAAGCAAAUCCUGGACUCGCAAGGGAUUAUGGAAGACGAGCACAGGAAAGACACCUUGCAGGAAUUAAUCAAAACAGGCAGCUCAACUGAGAAAGCCUAUUUUGAGAAUAUGCAUGCACGAGACAAGAUCCUACAAGCAACCAAUACGCAUAAUACCCAACAGAUUACCAAGGAAUCGCAGAAACCUCAAGGGGACAGCUCAUCCAAUGGUACACACAAAAGGCUCAAAAGAAAAGCCAACCAAUCUCCAUCCAACUCGCCUGCCCACAGCACAGCACAGGGCAAAAGCACCAAACUCGAGGGUCUCGACACAACAACGGAGGAGAUGGAAGCAGACUUUGACAAGACACAGGAAGACCAGGAAGAAGAAGAGGGAGGAAAUGCGGACAGCAAAGGGAGGAAACAUAGAGGAACCCAGGGAGGCCACAACGAAGAAGGAGAAGAAAUGAUGAAGGAAGGAGAUGAGGAAGGCACAGCAGGAGGAAGAGGUGAACAGGGAGAAGGAAAAGAGAAUGGGGAAGAAGACGGGACUAUGGCAGAUGACAACAUAGCACAGGAUUCUUCAGAGGAAGAUGCACACAUGGGAAGAGAUCAGGAUGCACCUGAAGGAACAAGUGAGGAAGAUCAGGAAGACACCCACAGGGCUCGCCUCCCUGAAAUCGAGAAACGGAGAUGGAUCACAAGGACAGUGCAAGGCCACGAAAACAUCAGGUCCAGCACUGACAAAUUCUCCAUCUUAGUUCUCAGCAAGAACAUGAUGAUGGUGGUCUUCAAAGACGCCAAUCAGGCAUCAAAUCGGAUCAACAAACACACCACCCUGAACUGCAACGGAUCGCUGUGCUCCCUGUCCCGCUGGAAACAGGAGACAGCGCAGAAAGCCAUGAUCUCACCGGCGACUGCACAAAAACAGAGACUGAUGAGAGACCAGUUCUGGGUCCAAUUUGACAACAUCCCGAUCAGAGGACACCCGCUGAUCAAAGACCGACUGGAGGUGGAAUACCCAAACAACAGAGUGUUAAAAUGGGUACUCCCCACUCCAGAAUUUCUCGCUCCACACUGCGACUCCAUCACCGCCGUAUUGGAAGUGAACAUGGAGACGAACCCUGAAUUCCCAGAAGAAUGGGAAUUCUGCAUCGGGGAGGAGACGUCAUUGGUUACGGUCUCAACGAAAGACGCCCCCAUCUGUUUCAGAUGCAAAGAGAGAGGCCAUCUGGGCACUGAUCCAGCGUGCCCAAGAUCCCCCGAGCACUCGAAAGAAAAGAAGCUGAGACAGAACAUGCUGGUCGAAGUAGAAGAGGCAAAAGGGAUCUGGUUCGUUAACGACCAGGACUACGACGGAUGGGUAUUCGAUGACACCAUUGAUGAUCCGAAGUGGAUCUGGACGAAUCAGUUGGCAGGUGAGGCCAACAUCAAUGUUCACAACUUCCCCUCGUUCAGCAAGAAGGCCCUAGACCUUGAGGCGAAGAUAGGGCAUGGACAUAAUCCCAUAACGGACGGCAGGAAGAAAACACUGCCUCCCAACUGGAAGGCGAAGGGCCGCAUUAUGUUUGUCGAUAACGAUGGUUCCACCAUCGAGUUAGACGGCAACUUCCAGGAGGGAGUAGGUUCAGAGGCUGGCAGCAUUGAAGCUUCAGGGGGUGGAGUUGUCGUUGUCGUAGCACAAAAAGGCGAGCCGGUGAAAAUGCCGCCGGAGAUAGAGGGCGUAGUUGCCAAGUACCCUGAUCUAUUUGAAGAGCCGACAGGGGUUGUAGAGAGGGAGGUCGUCCACGCGAUAAAGAUUAUCUCAGAGUCUAGCAUCCCGAAGGGUAGGAUCUAUCGGAUGUCUCCAGGCGAGCUCGAUGAGCUUCGCCGACAACUCAAGGAACUCGUAGAGAAGGGUUGGAUCCGGACGAGUGUUUCUCCUUAUGGGUCUCCAGUACUAUUUGUACCUAAGAAGAAGGAGGGAACACUUAGGAUGUGCAUUCACUAUAGGGGCCUCAAUGCCAUCACUGUCAAGAACAGAGAGCCCCUACCGCGCAUCGACGAUUUGCUUGAUAGAGUGCAAGGGUGUCGGUACUUCAGUAAGAUGGAUCUGAAGUCCGGGUACCAUCAGAUUGCAAUCCGGCCCGAGGAUCAACACAAAACCGCUUUUCAGACCAGGUACGGUCUGUACGAGUUUGUGGUGAUGCCUUUCGGUCUUUGCAAUGCUCCUGGCACCUUUCAGCACGCUAUGAAUUGGAUCUUUCAUGACUACUUGGAUAAGUUUGUCAUCGUGUACCUCGAUGACAUACUUAUUUUUAGUAAGACUGUCGAGGAGCACGUUGCGCAUUUGGACAAAGUCCUUAGUCUCCUGCGGCAGCACAAGUUCAAGAUCAACAGUGAGAAGUGCGAGUUUGGUCGCACCCGUGUCUUGUACUUGGGUCAUGAGAUGUCCGCGGAAGGGUUGAAGCCCGAUGACACGAAGGUGGCCAGCAUUCUAACUACGGAUGCUAGCCAAUAUGGCAUAGGCGCCGUACUUGCACAACAGGAGAGGGAAAAGUUGAGGCUAGUUGAGUACAUGUCCAAGAAAAUGCCGUCUCAGAAGUUGGCUAAGUCUUAUGAGAAGGAACUCUAUGCAGUUUACAAGGCUCUGACCCAUUGGAGGCACUACCUCCUUGGGAGGUUCUUCAUCCUCAGGACUGAUCAUCAGACCCUGAGAUGGAUGAGAACUCAACCGGUACUCUCUGACGCUAUCAAGCGUUGGAUCGAAGUCAUUGAGCAAUAUGACUUCGAGCCCCAGUACAUCAAGGGCGAGUACAACAAGGUUGUUGACGCCUUGUCGCGUAGACCUGAUUUCUCAGGUGCGCUGAUUACUGAGUUCAAUCUUGCGGACAAUGUUACUCAGUCUUUGGUGGAAGCCUAUCGCGAGGACCCGUUUAUGGUCGAGAUCAUACGCAGACUCGAGGCGAAGGACAAAGGGACUUCUGCCGAGUUUGAGGUGGUCAACGGCCUGCUGUUCCUUGAGAAGGCAGGGAAUAAACCUGCAGAGCAAGGCACGCAACUGCAGAUGACAUCAGGCAAUCAUCCCGAGGCAAACGGGCAGGCUGUACAAAUGAACCGCGCUGUUUGUCAGCGGGACAAGCCGCGAACUCAAGCACCGCUUGGGUUAUUGAAGCCUUUACCUAUUCCUGAUGGUCAAGGAUUGAGUGUUUCCAUGGAUUUCAUGGACACUCUUGUGACCAGCAAGAGUGGUAAGGGGCACAUUUUCGUCAUCAUUGACAGAUUCACCAAAUACGCUAGACUAAUUCCAAUGCCAAAGACAGCCAAGACAGAAUACGUCAUCAAGUUGUUCAAGGACAACUGGGUAAGGGACUUUGGUUUACCAAAGACCAUCAUUAGUGACCGAGACGUCCGAUUCACAAGUGAGCUGUGGAAGAAGACUGCGGAACAGAUGGGCAGUCAACUUCARAUGACUUYAGGGAAUCAUCCCGAAGCCAACGGACAGGCCGAACAAAUGAAUAGAGUUGUACAACACUUGUUGAGGCAUUACAUCAAGCCCAGCCAGGACGACUGGGAUGAGCAGUUACCUCUCAUCGCCAGCCUCUACAACAACGCUAUACAUAGUAGUACCGUCGUUAGUCCUAACCAGCUGCACUUAGGAUGGAAGCCUAGAUCAGCAUUAGACUUCCUCCUACCUGAAAACCGACCCGCUGCAACUCCAGGCACACUUGAAUACGGUGUGCAAUAUGAGAAGUUGCUGCAAGACGCUGUUGAACAUAUGAAGAAAGCUCAGCAAGCCAUGAUUGCUUCUGAGAAUCAACAUCGCAGACAAUCCACAUUUCAGGUAGGGGAACGUGUCUGGGUCAAGGCUAUGGGAGAUGAGUUGGAUGGUCCCACCUAUGUCAUUUCUGUCCCUGGACACCUACGCACUCACCCAGUCUUUCAUGCCUCAAAGCUUGCACCUUUCGCUGAGACUGAUCAAUUCCCUUCCAGGAGAUCGAUGCUUCCCCCAACCAUGGAUGGACAAGUCGACAUCGACGACAUUGUGGACCACAGGGAUAUGCCUGUUCAGAAGCCGUUGGGUCGAGGAAGACCUCCGAAACCCAAGAGAGAGUACCGGAUCAGAUUCAGGCAUCAUACGGAUCCUAAAGAAGAUCGGUGGUUUACUCGGGAGGAACUGAUGGAAACAGCUCCUCAGGUGGUGGCAGAUUAUGAACGAAAGCUAAAAGGGAAGGCACCUGCGAAAUUCAGCAAUGACAAGCACUGUAAUCACAACAAGCUUCAGUAAAACCUGCAGCCACAAGGAAAAUUUUGAAAACAAAAGCCAACCACUUGA